Colletotrichum abscissum is the source of this 576-nucleotide messenger RNA. RefSeq lists its product as uncharacterized. The transcript has 2 exons. Bases 1 to 576 code for a protein of 191 amino acids. NCBI's taxonomy places the organism in Eukaryota, Fungi, Ascomycota, Sordariomycetes, Glomerellales, Glomerellaceae. The record is from RefSeq and is a predicted model, not a curated record.
AUGGCCUUACCGCUGCUGGCCGGCCCUGGCAUCUCAUUCAACCAGGUCUGGGAAGAUCCCCGUGAACCGCAAUAUCGCGGAAACAGCUUCCGUACCCCAGGUGUCCAGCGCCCUGACGCCCUGCUCGCUCGGGUGGCGCCCCCCGUCGGCCCGCUGGCUCAUGCCUCUCCCGCUCCCAUGCAAUACAUUAUACCGAGUCGAGCCUCCGGGCCCAUGGCACUGGUUAAGUUCAUAUCUUCUGAGGUUGUGAAUCCUGCGUCGUUGCUGGCUUUAGGCUUUCAGACCCUUGAAGUCAACCCGUGGAGCGCCGUAGACAUGAAGCUCAACGAUUCCAUACUCACGAGGGGCUUUGUGCUCAUUCCUGGACUGGUACAACAGUCUCUCUCGCGCGCGUCAGCAGAUUUACCAGCGACUGCCUUCGUGACGAACUGUAAACCAGCACUGUCUGAUACAGAUCCCACAAAUGGGCAUCUACCGAGCCAGGGUGGUAAGAAACAAGGUUACCUGGGCAAGUGGGUGUUCAUUGUUUGCAUCAGCCUUACACCGCAACCGAGUGAGCCGACGGUGCUCGGUUAG